This is a messenger RNA of Rhodotorula toruloides NP11, 3666 nucleotides long. RefSeq lists its product as uncharacterized. The transcript has 3 exons. The coding region runs from base 1 to 3666 and encodes 1221 amino acids. Gene Ontology annotation, biological process: transmembrane transport. Lineage: Eukaryota; Fungi; Basidiomycota; Microbotryomycetes; Sporidiobolales; Sporidiobolaceae. The record is from RefSeq and is a predicted model, not a curated record.
AUGCUGGCAAGGCGACUCGCCCAACUUGCGGCGCUCUGCCUCGCCGCAUCGCUCGCAAACGCUCAGGUCUUGAAGGCGACUAGGUUGCGGUCCUGCCUCGGCGGAGGGACACUGGUAGCUCCAGCGGAUCGCCAGCUCACCUUCACCAACCUCUACGCCCAGUUCGACCAGGGCCAGACGCGCGUGGGAGAGCAUGUCGGCGGCAUCAACCUCCAGUCCCUUCCCGAGCCGAUCUUCAACCAGGAGGGCGCGAUCCUGACGGGAACAGGCGACGUGCUGAGGGUCGUGUUGACGGGAACGACGGUGGCCGAGGCGCAGGGGUACAGCAACGACACGGGAUACCUCUCGACACUCGUCGUCGACAACCAGGUCCUCUCGUUCGAUGUCUUCAACAACAAGAGUGCGCUGUGUUCGGCGGUGCGCACGAACGAGGGCACGACGGGAACGACGACGAACGGUUCGUCGACGGUCCAGGAAUCGGGGUGUCCGUACAGCGGAGACAUCGGUCUCGGCUUCGUCGUCCCGCUCGCCAGCUCGUACCCCUUGACGACCAUCACAACCAACCUCGUCGCCCUCGAUCCGUCCCAAGAUGCACUCCAUCUUGCCUGCUACGACCUGUCCUUCACGCCCUAUUAUCCCGACUACUUCGCUUACCCCCUCGUCCGAUAUCUCAUCAUCGGCCUGCUCGCGCUGUACCUCCUCCUCUACUGUAUCGCCCGCUUCUACGCCUCCUUCACGACCUACCGCCAAGACAACGAAACGCACCUCGCCUCGUCGCUCACCCUUAAGCUCACCUCGCGCGACGCCGUCUCUUCCCGCCGAGCCGCCUUCCGCUCGAUUUGGUUCGGCGCAUGGGCCGGCAGGCAGGUCGUUGCGAGCGGGAGCUUGAGGCGGUAUGUCACGCCCGAGUUGAGGGAGUUGUUCACGCUUCUUGCGUGGUUCUCCCUUGUUGGGACCGUCGCAGUAGAUUGGCCGGGCUUCGCAUACCCCGUCUUCAAGCAAGCCGCCUGGACCGCCCUCGUCUACAACAACUCCCUACCCUUCACCUCUCCAGCCGCACCCGUUCUUCCGGAGAAUGGCACACUCCCACCCGCCUACGCCGCGCAGAUGACCGACGUCACUUCGCCUCUUUACCUCGACGCAACCCUCCCGAACGUCCUGCUCGACCUCGACCCCGAAAGCGACGGCAUCGAGCGCUGGGCUCGAAUGGUUGGCGUGCGCCACCAAGAUCCCUGGAGCGUCUGCGCGUUCACGUUCUUUGCGAUUUGCGCAGGCGUGAUCGGCGCGCAUGCGGUCUGGUACGCCUUGGCGGCGGCGUUGGAUGCGGUCGUGCCGAGCCGCCGAGCUCGCGCCGAACAGCGUCUUGCAGCGGAGGACAAGAAUGGUGUGGGCGGAGACGAAGGACUGCAGAAGGAGGCGGGGACGCGCGAGAGUUACGGCGCGGGCAGGCGCUCGGAAGGGUCGAUGGGGCGGUUCAUGGGCGAUGUCGAGUUUAUCGACGACGAGUACCUUGAGGAGCAGGGCGAGAUUGGGCGGGACAGAACCGACGAGUUGUACUCGACUUGGCGACUCCACCUCGCCAGCCUCGAAGGCAACCUCGUCCGCGCUCUCCUGUUCUUCCACCUCCCGCUCUGCCUCUUCUCCGUCUACCAGUUCACCCUCCACUCGACAUCGCCGACUUCGACCUUCGCCCUCGCUGUCGUCACCUUCGCCAUCGCCUGCGUCCUUGUCCCGCUCUGGCUCAUGUGGCAGCUGCACGUCAAGCCAGUCCGCGAGCUGUACACGCACCUCCCGACACUUCUCGCCCUCGGACCGCUCUACAACACCUACGCAGACGAAUGUGUGCUCUUCCCGGGCGUCACGUUCGGCUACAACCUGAUCGUCGGCAUCGUUAUUGGCGCCGUACAGGGAACCGGUACCGCCCAAGCCGCCGUCAUCCUCAUCUGCGAGGUCGCGCACACGCUCAUCACCUCACUUUGGUUGCCGUGGGGUGACCACUCGGCGAUGGGUCCACUCGCGUUCCUCUUCUCACUCGCGCGGAUCAUCAUCGCUGUCCUCCUCGUCGUCCUCUCGCCGACAGUCAACGUCUCGCCCUCGGCCGCCUCGUGGCUCACCUACAUCGUGUUCCUCGUCGAGGGACUCGUCCUCCUCCUUUUGAUCUGGGUCAUCGCGUUCAAGUUUCUCGAACUCGUCGUGCGGGUUCUCGGUGGCGUGCCAUUCGACGAGUCUCGCAGCUCGCGAGGAGGAGGCUUCUUCGGUGCGAUGCGCAAGCUUGAGCGGAGAAGCGGAGGCGGGGGCGGCAAGAAGCGGAGACGAGGCGAUCCUGCGGCGAGAUCGCAGGUGGCGCGUCAGCGGGCAGCAGAAGAGCGGCGGAGACGAAACCUUCAUCGUGAGCGGUUCGCUGGAGGGACACUGGGCGGCGUGAGCGACGCCUCCAGCGUCGGAACGCGCACGUACAUGCUGCCGAGCGCGGCGAGGAUGGCGGGACAUCCUGGCGCGGCGGGCUCGACGCUCUCGCUGCACGGCAACUCGCCCUUCCCGUCGAGCGGACUCGUUGAUGACGACGGGUUCAUCAUGUCCGCCAUGUCGUCGCAUGGUUGGGACUCGGCUUCGGAGGCUUCGUCGGCGAGACCAGGAUUCGUCAAGCCGGGUCACUACGCGAGCAGCGGUGCGGGAGGACCGAUCCUGCGAUCGGGGCCGCAGCACUGGGGCAGCCAGGUCAACGUCGCUUCGGCCGCUGCACCAGCGUCUGCCGUCGUCGUUGCAGCGUCGCCUCUCGCGGCGACUUCUCCUUCGCCGGCUGGCGGCUCUGGCUUCCAGCGCGUCGGCGGCGGCCGAGCGACGCACAACAAUCCUUACCAGCUCGCCGCAGGCGAGACCGCCUAUCCGCCGUACCCUGCUUCGUCAGCCGACAUGUACGGUCCGCGCCGUCCCUCGCACACUGCCGACCUCGCUCUCGCGCGGCACACCUCUCCGCUAGCCGACGGCGGUCCAGCGCAACGCCAGCCCUCUCGCCCCUCCCUGACGCUCCCCUCGACUUCCGCACUCCUGUCGAACUCUGUCUCCCCCGGCGGGCGCCUCGACGACGAACACAACCGGCGCCUCUCGACCCGCGUUCGAGCACGCCGAGCACGCCAAGGCGGUUUCUUCGGCCGGUUUAAGCGGCAGAGGGUGCAGUAUAGCGAUGAUGAGUAUACGGAUGAGACGGACGAGACGGAUGAGGAUGAGCCGCGCGUUGCGAGGAGGGGAGGAGGAGGGGUGUUUGCUGCGUUGCGUGGGAAGGGAGGACGAAGAGGGCGGAGAGGAGGAGGAGAGGAGAGCGAGAUGGUCGAGACUGGGUUUGGAGGCGGCGGAGGAGGCGAGGACGAACCGCCUUUUGAUUCGGUGCCCGGCGACUCGGGCGAGAAAGGCUUCUCGGUCGUUCGCAAACCCCGUCCGCGACCCGCCGCGCCAGCCGCCCAAUCCUCCGACGCACCUCGCUCGACGGACUUUGCCCAACACGAGCCGCUCCUCCCGAGUAGUGGUGGUCGACCCGACUCUGCUGCUUCGACGAGUCAGCCGCCUCAUGUGUCUGUCGAGGCGCCAAGUCGACCUGGCUCGUUGCGAGGGGAGGAGAUCGGUGAGGCGUGGGAGGAUGUGGAUGAGCGGGAGCAAGGGCGGACUUAG